GGCCCGAUGAAGUUUGGGAAGGAGCUCCUCAACUCGGUGAACCAGAGCAACCCCGAGUGGGGUCCGUUCUGGAUGAACUACAAGGUGCUCAAGAAGCGCAUCAAGGCAGUCGUCGCGUCGGCCAAGCCGCCGACGUCCGAGAACAACAAGGAGGCCGAGCUCACGCAGAACCAAGAGGAGAUCGAGUUCUUCAUGGAGCUCCGCGACCAGCUGCGGAAACUCGCAUGCUUUUACGUCUCGGAAGAGAAGCGGUACCUCUUCCGCUUCCAUCAGCUCCAAUCGGUGCUGCGCGAGAUGAAGAAGAAGACGUCGGACGUCGACGAGAUGGACGCGAAGCGGCUCAUGCUCGCCUUUGUGCACUUUUACCGCGAGUGCAUCCAGCUCGAAAACUACGCGGUCAUGAACUACCAGGGCUUCUCCAAGAUCCUCAAGAAGCACGACAAGAUGACGGGCCACAACACACGAACGAAGUACAUGCGCAAGAUGGUCAACCAGUCGCCGUUCGCCAACUACCCGCAGCUCAUCACGAUGCUCGAGAACACGGAGCGCAUGUUUGCCGAGAUUCCCGUCGGCGACUCGGUCAUGCAGACGGCCAUGCACAUGGCCACCAUGAUGGGCGCGCCAUCCGCAUCCGCCAACGACGAGCCCAUGGCAGCGACCUAGGUCGCAUCUCAUCUCACAACUAUUAGGCACCCUCUAUGUAUUCGCGGCCCACCUUAGGAUAACACACCACCUCUAUAGCAGGACCGUCGACAAACG
Molecule: messenger RNA, 759 nt
Organism: Saprolegnia parasitica CBS 223.65
Lineage: Eukaryota; Oomycota; Saprolegniomycetes; Saprolegniales; Saprolegniaceae
Exons: 1
Coding region: 7-663 (218 amino acids)
Biological process (GO): cellular response to phosphate starvation
Source: RefSeq, a predicted model, not a curated record